CUAUUGAACACAGGACAUAAUUUUGGUGUGAACAUGGCAGCAAGCAAUUAAAUAGUUGCACGAACGGUUGUGGCAAGAUCACUAGAAGUAUGCAAUCACUUAUAGUAUGAAUUUCAUUGAAUUAAUUAUGUUAAUUGUGUUAUUUUUAGGAAUUUUAUAAUUGUAUUCACGUCGCAAUAAAUUAUUGAAUUGGGAUCUUGCCUUCUUUACACCGCCCCCGCAACAGCUUAUAAAAUUCUUCUAUGGCGUCGAAGAAGUUGCCUUGUUCCGCUCUAGAACCACCCGGGUUGACCGAAGGUAAUCCGGACAACAAAGUUGAUGGGAUCGUUACGACUAGCGCAAGUAAACCUUCUGUCGUCAUCGUACCACCUCCCAAUGCCGAAAAUCAGGUAGCCGUCGAUAUUGCCGGUAGUAUGUUGCCCUCACAUUCAAAACAAAUACACAUCGACAACGAUGAUCAGAACAGCGCCGCUUCUGCAAACAAUGCUAGACGAAAUCCGUUGCGCAAAGUAAGGAGAGAAAUGCAUCAUUUGUGCCAGCUGUGUGAUGAGCGUGAUACAAAAGAUAUGGUGCAAUGCGCAGAAUGUAACUGGUGGUUUCACCUCAAAUGUGUACAAAUUACCAGAGAUUUCGCUACCGUUAAUUGGACAUGCAGAAGCUGUAAAGCUCCAUACAUGCUUGCCGACAAGCAACAACGACAAAUUGCUCCCCCGGAUACACUGUCAAAGCUACCAAAAUCACGAAGCUUGAAGAGCAAAGCUAGCUCUACCAGUGAAGCAAGGAAAUUGAUCGAACUUGAAAUGAGGAAGUUGGAAGAAGAAUUCCAGAUGGAAAAGCGGUUCAUCGAGAAAAAGUAUGAGUUAUUAAGGGAGUACGCGAGUGAAACGUCUUCAAUCGCUGAGGACAACGAAGAACGCGAGAAUUUGUCUAAGAUAGAGGAAUGGUUGGCCGAAACAUGUGACCAUGGAGAAGCGAUAGACUCUGGAUUAGUUGCAGAAGGAACCAGUGAGCAAACACCGAUCACUCCGGACAAGCUCAAGGAGCAUCGAAUUCCACGGGCUCCGCAAUCGUUGUCAGCACACCAGCGAUGCCAAAGAGACCAGUCCUCUUUUCCUACAUCGGUUCCAGUUAUGCAGAACCAACCGUCGCAACCACGUUUCGUCAACUCACAGCACUCACGGAUUCAGUUCGAAGAUUAUCCAAGGCAACCCUUGGACCUACAGUCUUGCUGUCACCAAAGGCCGUCGAUAUCAGCUCCACGAAACGUAGAGUUUUAUCAUCAACCUAGAGAAACUCGCGAGGAACUUCGAGGAGCGCACUUUCAAUCGAUUCGACAGGCACCGCUUUCCUACCCUGAGGCGCCGAUGAGAUCUACGUUUUAUCCAUCGAUGAAUCCUAUCUUGCCAAAUUCUAUCAAUAAUUUUGCACCACGUCAGCGUUCAACGCCGACACGAACGACCCAGCAAAUAUCCGACCCACCAGCAAUCGAUGAUGAAACUAUUUGUAUACUAAGCCAGAGCCAAAUAGCAGCGCGGCAGGCGAUACCCCGAGACCUUCCUGAAUUCGACGGAGCACUGGAAGAUUGGCCGCUUUUUUACGCUACGUUUAAUUCGUCUACACAAAUGUGCGGUUUAACGAACGAGGAGAACAUGCUCAGACUGCGAAAAUGUUUAAAAGGAAAAGCAUUAGAGGCAGUUAGAUCUGAGUUGCUUCAUCCGUCGAACGUGGCGGAUAUUUUGUCAACCCUAAAGAUGUUAUAUGGCCGUCCAGAGGCAAUCGUUCAAUCCAUCGUUAGGAAAAUUAAAAACCUCCCUCCUCCGAACACGGAAAAUCUUGAAACCGUUGUCAAUUUCGCGUUGACGGUGAAAAAUAUGAUUGCAACAAUCCGUGCUUGCGAGGUCACUGAUUUUAUUUUCAACGCAUCUCUUCGGUACGAAUUAGUUGAGCGUUUGCCGUCCUCUUUGAAGUUAGACUGGGCCAGAUUCUCACGUAACCACCCCAGCCCAAAUCUUGCUGACUUUAGCGCAUGGCUAUAUUCCGUAGCAGAAGAUGCGAGCGCGGUGAUGGCGUCAGGUCACGAACAAAAAAAUCGUGGCAAAAAAGACAGAUUCCUGAAUUACCAUUCCGAAUCGGACUCAUCGACUGAGACUCCUAUCCAAGCAAACUUGGAAACAGUUAAACCUAGUAUUCAGUGCUUGGUAUGUAAGGGAAAAUGUAUGGCCGUGACCAAGUGUGCUCGAUUCGAAGAAUUCAGCGUAGAUUCUAGGUGGGCCACAUUGAAGGAGUGCAAACUAUGCCGCCAGUGUCUGCGAAAGCACAAUGGAUCAUGCAAAUACCAAACGAGAUGUGGUGUGAACGGUUGCACCUUUUUGCAUCACCCUUUACUCCACAAAUCGGAGAACCAAGCUGGCAGUCCUGCAGUUCAAUCUUCAACGGAACCAGAGCAAAAUCCACCGAGCUGCAACGUCCAUCAAGGGCAGUCUGACGUAUUGUUUCGCAUCGUUCCGGUGAAACUUUACGGACCAGGGAAGACAGUAGACACCUUUGCAUUCAUCGACGACGGCUCCGAGUUGACACUCAUUGAGCAAAGUUUAGCUGACGAGCUCGGUAUCGAAGGCCCAACGAAACCGUUACGCUUGAACUGGACAGGGGGAAUGUGUAAGGUAGAUAGUCAAUCAAAGCAAGUGAGCUUACAAAUAUCUGGAGUAAAAGACUCCCACAAGUACGACCUGUUGGAGAUCAACACUAUAGCUUCUCUACAAAUUCGUCCGCAAACCUUGUUGCCAUCCGAGCUGCAAAAAAAAAUCCCCCAUUUAGUUGGGCUUCCGCUUCAAGAAUAUCGGGACGUCACUCCACGAAUUCUAAUCGGCCUGGAUUAUGCUAAUCUUGGAUAUGGAAUGAAGAGUCGUGAAGGAGCACGUACCGAGCCGAUUGCUACAAAAACCCGUUUAGGCUGGAUGGUAUACGGAAAUUGCACUGGAGGUAGAGCUAGCGCCGGUUCUGUAAACUGCCAAAGCAACAAAAACGGCGUAGAUUAUCAAAUAAGAACGAAUUCCCUGGCAUGUAAUUGUGUCUUCUCAGAAAUCAGUUCACAUUGCGACCAUACACCAAGAGCAUCUCGGCAAACCAGAGUUGCGCGUAAACCACAUAGAGACUGCCGCUAUGACAACGCGUCGGAAGGUAUCACUAGAGACUUGAAGCUGGCGUGAAGAAGAAUACGCCUCUGGAGGAUCCUUUGCGCAUUCCGGGGGGACUGUUAGGAGCGCCACAAUAACAACUCUUGUAGUGAUACCCUUAAUAGCCUCUGCGCAAGUGUGCGUCGUAUCUGCGCGUACGGAGAUUGACAGAAAUCAAACAAUAACAGCAUGUAGCUGAACACAAAUCGAUUACCGAUAAAAUAUUUUCUAAUAGACCAGAUAAGCAGCCACAAAGUGUUGCAGAUAUAACUAAAUAAGAAAGUUUCUACAUAGUGAACUCUAGAUUAGAUCGCUAAUGCAGAACUUGAGCAGGGCAUUGUAAACAUAGGCUAGACCGUCGUUUAUGGCCUACGAUUGGUAAGAGAAACCAAAUAUAAUAUCAAAUUAAAUAUAACCUAGUGAACUAUUGAACACAGGACAUAAUUUUGGUGUGAACAUGGCAGCAAGCAAUUAAAUAGUUGCACGAACGGUUGUGGCAAGAUCACUAGAAGUAUGCAAUCACUUAUAGUAUGAAUUUCAUUGAAUUAAUUAUGUUAAUUGUGUUAUUUUUAGGAAUUUUAUAAUUGUAUUCACGUCGCAAUAAAUUAUUGAAUUGGGAUCUUGCCUUCUUUACACCGCCCCC
This is a messenger RNA of Aedes albopictus (Asian tiger mosquito), 3819 nucleotides long. RefSeq lists its product as uncharacterized. The transcript is spliced from 2 exons. The record is from RefSeq and is a predicted model, not a curated record. The coding region runs from base 243 to 3209 and encodes 988 amino acids. NCBI's taxonomy places the organism in Eukaryota, Metazoa, Arthropoda, Insecta, Diptera, Culicidae.